Aplosporella prunicola CBS 121167 is the source of this 2132-nucleotide messenger RNA. RefSeq lists its product as uncharacterized. The record is from RefSeq and is a predicted model, not a curated record. The transcript has 4 exons. The coding region runs from base 1 to 1788 and encodes 595 amino acids. Lineage: Eukaryota; Fungi; Ascomycota; Dothideomycetes; Botryosphaeriales; Aplosporellaceae.
AUGGUCCAAAAGCUCAUUUUUGGUUCCCAUGGCAACACCAUUGAGCAGGACGACGACGACUUCGUUCCCUCAUAUCUCAGCAAUGACUACGGUGACUAUGACGACGUAGAACGCACGCCUUCGUCAAGGAACACCAUGAACAUGACGCCCUCCAAGAAAUCCGACCCUAAGCUUCCUUCUGAAAACCGUACGCCCACCAAGGCUGUCUUGAACUGGGAGAACCUGGAAGGUGCUCCUAGGGAGAUCAAGGCCCUUCCUUAUCGCACUGCACAUCGUCCGGCCAAGCGUGAGCUGAUCCGUUGGAACGAUGAUAUGUUCAACCAGGCCUUAUUGGCGUUUUGGUGGGUCAUUGAGGCCCAGGGCGGCCAAGUUCCCUGGGACAGGAUCGCGUCCCUAAUGAACCCGAGCGCAACUGGCGAUGGUUUGAAGCAGUCCAUGACGAAGCUUUGGGCCCGUCGCACCGAGGCCGGGCUUCACGUCCCCCCUCAGCGUCCGGGAAAGGACAAGUCUGUGGCCACUGCACAGAGCGAACUGAACCAGUUCCUAGCCUUGGCCAAGCAGCGUGAUUCGGUGACGUCAGCGGAUCCUUUCAUGCAGCGCCAGGACUUGGCAAUGCCGACAAGCACCUUCAACCUCGAUGAGGUUGAGGCUUCUUCCACGAUCGACGGAGAAGUCGUCGACGACAACGAACAGUCGCAUGCGCAGGCUCGCGUCAACAACAACAACAACUCCGGACAUGAUCAGAAUCAGCCGCGUCGAUCUGCUGAGCCAACUUUGAUUGUUCGUCUCAACAUCAACAAAUCUAAACUGGCAAAGCUCGCGCGUGUUGACCGUGAUGAACAGAGAAUCGGUCAUGUCCAGAGCAACAAGAUCCAAGUCUGGUCCGCUGCCGGCACCCAUCUUCAGCCCCUUUCGGCGUUGCUUGUCAAUCCUUCGCCCAGCAACAAAUCUAAUUCCGGCAACCACGAUCUCUUCUUCCCAUUGAACUCUGACGACACCCUGCCGUCUCCGUCUAGCUUGCGUCGUCAACCUGUUCCUACUCAGGAGCAGUUUGGAGCUCCCAUGGUUGGGCUGAAGAGGCCCAUGAGCCAGAUCUCAUCUUUCUCCGAUGGCCCUGCUGCCAGGAGACCCAGGAACGCACCAAGUCCUUCAAUUUCCCUGGUCAACAACUCUCAUAUGCAGACAUGGCCAAGAAAUCCAAGCCCGCUGUCACAAUACGGGUCUUCAGCCAACACCUAUCAGCAGAUGCAAACAUUCAACCAUCCUGCAUAUCAGAUGGCUGCCCAGAUGCAUGCUCAGCAGAUGUCUAACCAGCCCCCCCAUCAGAUGUCUAACCAGACUCCCCAUCAGAUGUCCGACCGCACGGCUGAUGUAGACAUGAAGGACACUCCCUUCAACACUGUUAUUAAUGCUACCACUGCAGGCACGACCACGAGAACCAUGGACUUUGGGUUCCCUCUUCCCCCCUCGAACCAGCAGUACACGUUUGGUAACAACUUGUUCACCGGACCGGGUAGCUACGUCAACGGUCUUGGUUUCCAUCAGGGAUUUGGCAACAACGCCCGCCUCGACGAGCGUGAGCUUAGAAGCCUCCCCACUGACCACACUUCCGACCAUAUCGAUCCAACUGUCACCUUCAGUGGUGAGAUGCUCUCGGGUGGCUUCACCAACCACUCUGACCCGAUGCACUAUGUUGGUCGUCCGGACAACGAGCUCAACUUGGAUGACGAUCCAUACGAAGCUCUGCGGAAGCACCGUGAGCACGUGAGGCGCACCUACGACGAGUAGCUCACUACAGGACGACAACCGUCUCGAUUCUGUCACUUUGCUUGCUUUGCACUUACUUCAGUUGAUGUUAGUCUCUCACCGGGAUAUGCGUACAUCAAGCCAGCGAUAAAAGGUUCACUUCUUUGCUUUAUUUUGCUUUCAAGACUCACUCCGGCCCAUGCAUGCAUGGCUUCACAUGGCAUGGCAGCGGUCCGGACUUCUGCGUAGUAGCUUCUGCUAAUGGCUUUAUACUGACGGGUUAUGAUAACGGGCUUUCUACUUACUUUGCUACUGGCUUUCUUUCCUCACUUGCCCUAAACAGACUACUUCUUUCAGCUUUAGGAAAAAAUCAAAGCGCUUCGGCC